UUUUUUCUUUAAAAUUAUAUUAGUAAAAAAAUUAGUCAAAUUUUACGUACAGUUAUAGCUUUUCUUUUCUUCAAUAUUCGUAAUAAUUAAAAAUAUUUAAAACUGCUAAAUCAGUGAAAGAUAUUGAAAUGCAAAUAUUAAUAAUUAAGAGAAUAAUAAAUAUUUAUAAUAUAUGUAAUUAAAAAAGUUUAAUAAUACUGUUUACGUCAGUUCGCCAUUCCAAUGAUGGAUUCUAAAUCAUAUAUAUUUUGCGCAUGCGUAAACACAUACAUAAACGUAUAAGAAAAAAAAGAGGUAAAUUUAAAUAAUUUUGAGAAUUUUUUUUUAAUAUAUAUAAUAUAAUCUAAAUAAUGAAAAAUAUUGCAAUUAAAAAAAAGAUCAUAACACAAAAUAAAUAAUUAUAAGCAGAAUAAAGAUAAAAUUUCGAAAAUAAAUAAACAAAAUUUAAUAAAAAAAGAGAAAAAAAAAUAUACAUAAUCCUUGAUAAAACUAAAAGAGAUAGAAAAAAAGCUAUAAAUCGGGAUUUCGGGAUGAUGCGCAAAGAAUGGCAAGAUUCAAAACAAAAAAAAAAAGAUUUAAAGGAAAUGAAGACAUUUUAACAUAGAAUUAAAUAAAAAAAACAUUAACUACAUUGUCUCCAUAAUAAAAAAUAAAUUUCAAACACAUAUUAAUACAUAAAUAAUUUCAUACACUUAUACAAAAUUCAUCAAUUAUUAUAUACUCAUACUUGUGAACAAAGUAAAAUAUUUUCAAUUAUUGUCAAUUAUUGAAGAAUUAGAAAAGAAUAUUAAAUUAUAUAUUAUAAGAAUAUUAAACAAUAUGCAGGUAAUAGAGUUGCAGUAGAAAAAUUAAAAAUAAAUAUUAUAAAAAUGUUAUAAGAAAGAGAAUGUUAAUAAAAGAAUACUUAAUGGAAACAGGAAUGAAUUCACAAUAAUAAUUAGCAUAAAUAUAAGAUUUUUAGCAUAAAUAUAAUUUAUUUAUUUGAUUCUAUUAAAAUAUAUAUUUUGUAAAAUAUUUUAUUUUGUAUAGAUAAAUAUAGAUUAUAAAAGGAUAUCAUCUACUGCUUGAAUAAUUACAUCAGUUGUAAAUGUUGUGUUUAUAGAUUUUUCUUCCACUGACAAAUGAUAAAACAUAAAAAGAAUUAAAUUCACUCCUGAAUAGUAUAUAAGUGCUAUAGAAUAUACAAACAUUAAUAACAAAAAAAAUUCAUUGAUGUAGUAACAAUAAUUCUCCAUAUAAGUGAUAAAUGUAAUUAAUAUGACAGGUAUUAUAAAUAUAAAAAUAAAAUUUAAUGAAAUUAUUUCGUUGUAAAAAAAAUCGCGUUUAAAUAAAUUCCUAAAUUCCUAAAUUUACCUAAAUAUAUGAAACAAUACGAAAACAAUAAAAUUUAAAAAUAUUAAGAAUUUUAGAUAUUAAUUUUUUCAUAUGAAUAUCAAUAUUAUGAAUUAUCAUUGAAUAAUUUAAAUUCUUUCACGAAAGUUUAUUGAAAACAUAUCUUCCUGACGAGCUCAUUGUAAGUCUCACCUUCUCGUCUGAAAGAACCGAAGAAAGCUCGUCAAAAUUUUCUCAUUUCUUGAAGAAACCGGUCUUUCAAUGCGUCAAGAAAAAUUACCGUGAGUUGAAUAUUUUGCAGAAAACAAUCAUAUUAUUGAUGAAAAAGAAGAAUAAUAACACCAUCAGCGGACACGAGAAGAGGUCGAACAUUCCAAGCAUCUUUCUGAUUCUUUGACAAUGCCGUGUAUUUUAAGACGCGGUCGGUUUGGUCAAUUGUUUUGCGGUCUCUCAGGUCGUACACCUGUCCGUCGUGAAGUUGCAGACGGGAGUAGGAAGGGGUUAUGGUCAAUAAACGCAACCACGUCACACGCAGCCUAUCGGCGACCCCGCUUGGCCCCUUAAAGUGGCUCCGAACGAAAAUCUUACAUGUCGGCCGAUAUUGCUUUUGUGCGUUUGUCUGCGGUAUAUCUUAAGAAAAAUCGAAGUAAUUUUUUCAUGAACAAUAACGACGGAUGUGUUUUAUCACGAAGAAGAUGCGAUUAUAAAAUGGAAUCAAUCCACGAUGCGGUUUAGCUUUACAACGGAUUAAUCGUGCGUUUCAGUGAACUGACCGAAUUGCAUUCGCCAUUGUUGUGAUUGGUGAACGUUCCAGAGAAGACGGCGUUCUUAGAUUGACGCGCAUGCGCAUUACGUUCUACUUGACGACGCUCUUCUUUCGAAUUUUGGGAGACACGCAUACACAAAGCAACAAGGCACAGAUAAUUUCUAAAGUGAAAAAAUAAUAAAAAAAAUACUUUAUAUAUGAAAUGAUAUGUGAGAAAAAUUAAUAAGUACCAGAGAAGAAAGAAAGAAACAACAAAAUUACGCUUAAUCAUUAACGUAUGCACAAAGUAUAUUUUCUGAGAAGUUUGAUAUUUAAAAUACAUAAAAAUGACAGUUUACAUAGAUGAUUGUACCUAUACUAUGCGUAAUUGCAUGUUAUGCCUAAGGCUAAAAAAAAAUCUUACCUUAAAAAGGUAAGAGAAAUGCGAGAAUAUAGAAGACAAAAAUUAAAAUCAGAAACAUUAGAAGAACGUACUAUUAGAUUAUUUUCUGCUGCUGAAAGAAUGAAGAACGCUAGGGCAAAAGAAACAGAAGAGCAGGCAGCAAUAAGAAGAAUGCAGGAAGCCCAACGUAUGGCUAGACAUCGUGCUAAAAAGAAGCGUUGUUUAGAUGAAAAUUUAGCAAGAGAAAUUUCAAAAAUUGCUGAAUUGUCUAAAAUGCCAGAUGCAGCAACAAUAGCUCAAAUGUCAGAAAUGAAUAUGAAUAAAAUUUCUGCAGAAUUGAAACAAAUGAUGGAAAGAGGGAAAGUACCAGAACAUAUAGUUCAAAUGGCUCAACUUGCUGAGUUUAGUAAGAUGACUGAAUUAAACAAAAUGUCUCAAGAUAUGGCUAAAAGAUAUGAAAUGGAAAAAAUGGCAGAAUAUGCUAAAACAACAGAAUAUAUGAAAAUGCAAGAAAUUGCAAAAAUGUCUGAAAUUGCCAAAAUGAAUGAAAUGGUAAAACUCUCAGAAAUGGCUAAAUAUAAUGAUAUCACAAAAAUUAAUGAAAUUGCAAAGAUGAAUGAAAUGAUGAAAAUGUCUCAAAUGGCAAAAAUUAACGAAGUUCAAAGAAUGAACGAAAUAGCAAAACUUAAUGAGAUGGUAAAAAUGACAGAAAUGGCUAAAUAUAAUAAUGAUAUAACAAAAUUAAACGAAAUUGCACAGAUUAAUGAGAUGGCUAAAGAAAUUGCCAAAAUAAAUGAAAAAACGAAAAUGAAUGAAAUGAUUAAAAUGGCAAAUAUGCAGAAUGAUAUUACAAAAAUGCCUGAAUAUUCAAAAAUGGCAGAAAUGGCAAAAUUAACUGAAUUGGCUAAAUUAAAUGAAAUAACAAUAACAAAAUUAAAUGAUCCACCACCACCACCAAAAGUACCACCACCAGAAAUUCCUCGAAUCCCUGAACCUGUGAUUACUGUGCCAAAUCCAAGAAAUUUGCAAAAUGUUCAAACUGUUCAAGUAGCACAGGCUAGCCCAUCCAGUACAAUUAAUUUUCCCACUGUGCCUGGUCAAGGUAAAUAUGCUCAGUUACUGGUUAUCAUUGAGGAGCUUGGAAGAGAUAUUCGCCUUUCUUAUGCUGGAAGUCGCAGUGCAGCUGAACGAUUAAAAAUGGGUAUUCAACAUGCAAGAAUUCUUGUAAGGGAAUGUCUAUUGGAAACAGAACAUAAUGCACGGCAAUGAUCUGCCGAUAUACUUAGCAAUUAGAUUUUUAGUCGAUUAUUUUACAAAGUAAUACUAUGUACAUUGUAUGAGGUAUAGCAGUAUAUUUUAAAGGGAGUGUCUUAGCAUCCACAAGAAUGUGCAUAUGUAACAUUUAUUAUUUCAUAUUUUAUACGAUCUUACUAGUUUGUAUAUUUAAUAUAAAAAAGUGUGAGCAGCUAGUCUUUUUAGACAAUGGAAAAAACGAGAAAGUAAUAGCUGUAAAACUUAAUAAUAGUUUCAAUAACUAAUAAAAUGACUUAAAAUAUGCACUUUUGUGGAUGCCUAAAGAAAAUUAAUCAAUCAAUAGCGCAUAAUAUUGAAUAUAAAUUAAAUCAGAGAAAAAUGAUUCAUUUUUCAUUUUAGUUUUUUAUUUUUAUUAAAAAAAAAUGUAAAGAUGACCAUUUUCUAUAGAAACAUUAUGAAGGAAUUGUACCUUCUUAUUAAGUUUUUAAUUAACAAAUAGAAAAUAUAAUAUUAGGCAAAUAUGAAUUUGUACACUAAAAAGCCUUUUUAUAUUUUCUAUAGAAAAUUAAUUGCAUUUUUUGGUUAAAACUAUAGGUACCUAAUAAUUAUCUACAAUAUACUUGCAGAAAAAAAAAAUUGAUCAAACAAAAUGUACCUAUGGAAAAUAUAAUCCUUGAAUAUUACUGACUACAAAGUAUGACUAAAUAAAAAAAAGAAACAGUUUUAUACGA
Messenger RNA from Apis cerana (Asiatic honeybee), 4465 nucleotides. RefSeq lists its product as uncharacterized. Gene Ontology annotation, cellular component: nucleus; cytoplasm. Lineage: Eukaryota; Metazoa; Arthropoda; Insecta; Hymenoptera; Apidae. The record is from RefSeq and is a predicted model, not a curated record.